Molecule: messenger RNA, 2306 nt
Organism: Melanaphis sacchari
Lineage: Eukaryota; Metazoa; Arthropoda; Insecta; Hemiptera; Aphididae
Exons: 9
Coding region: 112-2286 (724 amino acids)
Source: RefSeq, a predicted model, not a curated record
UUCGUUGUUAAGUCAUUAAUUAUUAUUUAUGUUUUAAUUGAUUAAUUUUGAAGUUUUUACAUUUAGAAAAAAAAAACAUUACUGUAUUAUGUUCUAAAGUACCAUGAAAAAAUGAUGGAUGACAGUACUGAAGAAAACUUUUUAAAUGAUUUUUAUGACGCAGAUCUGAUAAAAAAAUUGGACGACGUAAAACAAAUCAUCAAUGAUUCAAACUAUGAAGGAAGUAAAGAAUCCUCUGUACAUAAAUUAUUGCAGGAUUGCAUUGAAAUACUGAAAACUGAGAAAAAUUCUAUGGAAUGUAUUGAGAAAGGGUCUUGUAUAUCAAACAGUAUAGUUAAUAAUCUCUUAGCAUAUGAAAAAAACAUAAUUGCUUUGUUUAAACAUUGUUCAGAAAGCAAUCUAAUUUAUGGCAAUUUAAUUAUGAAUGUAAAGCAAUUACUCACUGAAUUAUUCAAAAAGGCGUCUGAAAUACAGUUAUUAUUUUUUGGUAUCUUAGAAAAAGUGAAAUUUGAUUUAUCAUUGAAAGAAGACUUAAACUUAUUGCUUAAAGUAUUACAGUAUAUUUGGUAUGGUGCUGAAGCAGUAUAUAAUGCAAGCAACAAAAUUAUGGCUUCUCAUUGGAAAGCAUAUAUUACCAUGUUAAAAAAAUAUGCUGCAGAGUUAAAAGAUUGUAUCAUAAAUGAUGAACCAAUUGAUUUUCUGUGUUCAGAAAUUAAAAAAACAAUUUUAUCUCAUAAAUUUUAUGACGAAGCAUCAUUAAAACUAUUAACAUAUAUGAUGAGUGUUUUAGUUAAGCUUUGUUCAUAUGGCCGUGUAUCAAAAUCUCAUAAUAUAUUGUUAGAAUUUAUUUUAUUCUUAAAUAGCUAUUGGUUAUCUGAUACACAAAAUGCUGUCGCUGUCAAAGAUAGAUUGUCACAAUUUGUUGAUCAGUUAGUGUUGUUAUCAGAUGAUAUAUUUGUGGAGACAUUUCAGUCAAGCUGUCAAGACAUAAUUAAUAACAACUCUUCAAAUCAAAAGAUGUCUGCCAUGUACAUUGCAAUGCUGCUAAUAAAACGUUUAACAAAAGCUCCUUGUGAUCAACAAGCUCGUCAGAUUAUAUGUGUCGUUUUUAAUUUGAUUAAAUCUACAGAUUCUAUAAUGUGUUGUUACAACAUAAAUAUAUAUGAAGAUUUACUGAUUAAUGUAGCAUCCAUAAUUCUAAUAUCAGAUUACAGCUUGUUUGAAAAUGUUGAAAACAUUUUAAUUCAAAAUAUUCUAAAUACUAAGUAUUGGCCAGCCUUGUUCAGUAGUGACUUGUGGAUAAUUAUUAUGAGAUAUUUGUCGCCAGAUUUAUGUAUCUUACAAUUUUCAAAAUUAGCUAAACUCUUUGAAGCAUUGAUUGUUUUUCCAUGUUUUGCACAAUGUCCUCAGCACAUUUAUCUUGAAAUGUUGUUAAAAAGACAUUUCUCUUUAAUAACAAAUAAAAGUCAAUUAGUAAACUGUUGUCCUCAACUAAAAUUACAAAGUCUGAAAUCUGCUGUUGGAAUACUGCAUGUUUCAACACUUUCAAAAUACAAUCAAUUAUCAGAAAUGAUAAAAAUUAUACGUAUAUUACCAGAACAAACAAACUAUGAACACUUAAAUGAAGAAAUAGUAUAUUUAUGGAAUUGUAUUAAAGAUGAAUACCCAUCUGAAUAUUUAUGUGCACUAGUAGAAGUCAGUAUUGGCUCUGAAAAAUUACUAAAAAGAAUAAUUCCAAAGACUAUUAAAAUAUUAAGUAGUUGUGCUUAUGAUGAUACUACAGAAAUGAAGCGAUGCAGACUACGCCUGAUCCGAUCAAUAUUAUUACACAUGCCACGGUUUCAAGAAAAACUGAUAAUGGAUAUUUUUCUUCAAUAUUUAUUUGAUCAUCAUCCAUUAGUUCAACAAUGGACUAUUGAAACUAUAGUGUAUUUUUCUAGUAUCACUGAAAAUCAAAAUCAUUUAAUUUCUAUGCUUUUUAAACAACCUGAAGUUAGAACUAUUAUAAAAGAUUAUUUGGAGAUGAAAAUCAAUCAUAGUUAUAAUUAUGAUGAUUUAAUUCAGUAUUUUGAACAAUUAUCCUUAAAUGGAGAAUUUCAACACAUAUGUACAUUUGAUGGUAAAUUAGGCAAAGUAUUGGAUACAUUAAAAAUAAAUAUUGAUUGUUUGAAUGAUAUUGUAAGUAAAACUCAAAUAACAGCAGAUGAAUUAGAAAGAUUAAAAGAAUAUACAUCUCUUUUAAAUAAUAUUUGCGAGGCAAUGAAAUUUAAUAUUGAAGAUUUUUAAUGUUUCGAGUCAAAUGUUAA